This is a messenger RNA of Sinocyclocheilus rhinocerous, 1598 nucleotides long. Its product is annotated as dead end protein 1-like. The transcript has 4 exons. NCBI's taxonomy places the organism in Eukaryota, Metazoa, Chordata, Actinopteri, Cypriniformes, Cyprinidae. Gene Ontology annotation, molecular function: RNA binding. Bases 354 to 1484 code for a protein of 376 amino acids. The record is from RefSeq and is a predicted model, not a curated record.
GAUGAAUGACGUUCGCUCAAAAUAUCACAUACAAAGCUGCCACCUGCUGGUGAAGAGCGGAACGUCUCUAAUUAUUGUUCCCCCAAUUAAACCAGUUUAAAAAAGUUAUAUAACAGAUCCAUUCAUGCAAACACGAAUAAUUAUACAUUUAACAGCUGUCUAUAAAAUCUUAAUUGUGUAAGUCUCAGCAUCAUCUAUGUUCAGGACUGAAUUUUGAGCGCGCUGCGCAGAAGCCGCCCACUUUCCUCAAGCGUGUCCAAUAGUGUCUCUAGAGAGUCAUGAGGUUUAUUUUAAUGACCUUUGCUUGACUUUUCCACCAAUUUACAGGUGUGCCAUCACAGGUGGACAGCGACAUGGAGGGACAGCAGCUACAGCAGGUUUUGAACCCGCAGAGACUGAAGUCACUGCAAGAAUGGAUGCUGAAAAGCUCAAUCACUUUAACACAGGUCAAUGGGCAGAGGAAAUAUGGUGGUCCUCCUCCGGUCUGGCAAGGUCCUGCUCCCGGCCCGGGCUGUGAGGUUUUCAUCAGUCAGAUACCACGUGACAUCUAUGAGGACCGCCUGAUCCCUCUUUUCCAGAGCAUUGGCACUAUUUACGAGUUUCGUCUCAUGAUGAACUUCAGCGGGCAGAACCGAGGCUUCGCCUACGCAAAGUACGGUGACCCGGUCACCGCCUCUGCUGCCGUCAUGACACUGCAUCACUACCGUCUGCCGGAGGGGGGCUGCCUGACGGUGCGCAAGAGCACGGAGAAGCGGCAGCUGCGUCUGGGGGAUCUUCCAACUAGCACAAAUCAGGGGGAGUUGCUGACGGUACUGCGAAUGCUCUCUGACGGGGUGGAGGAUGUCCUGCUGAAGAUGCCCGGGCCCAAAGGGAGAGAGGUUGUGGCUCUAGUGAACUACUCCUCCCACUAUGCCGCAUCCAUGGCCAAGAAAGUGCUUGUGCAAGCUUUUAGGAAGCGGUACGGCAUUUCAAUUACUGUGAAAUGGAUGUCGUUCUCCAAGUCCAAGCAUGUCGCAGAGACCGGACAAGACGACGACUGCUUUACUCCACCUGCUCUGAAUCCCCUCCCCAAACCCUCCAUCACCCCUCCCCACCUGCACCCUCAGCCCUUGCUUCAUGAUGUCCCAUCCCAUCCCCCUAUCCAGCCCUUCUUCCGGGCCGUGGGGGGUCCGGCCGGCCUGAGAGAUGAGAUGAUGCCUCAAGCCCCCGUGAACCACGAUGCCGUGUCUCAGCUGCAGUGGAUAUGCGAGCUGUACAGACUUGGCACUCCACAGUAUGAAGUCCGUUUCCAUCGCACCAGCUCCGACGGCUUCCUCUGCUUCAUCUUCAAAAUUCUGAUCCCAGGCCUUCUUUUUCCCCUGUGCGGGUUUAUCCGGAUCCUUCCAGGCACCAGCAUUCAAGCCAUGAAGGUGGAAGUUUAUCGAGCCGCCGCCGAGCAGGCGAUCCAAACCAUGUGUAAAGUCUCAAAUUUACGACCUUUCUAAAAAUGUAGCUGCUGUUGUUAAUGUAAUGUGAAGUUAUCAGUUUUAUGUUCAGUAUUACGGUUUGAAGGCAUGUACUCUUCCAGUUUCAGAUAAGUGGAAAUUAAUGAUUAAACG